Molecule: messenger RNA, 1178 nt
Organism: Melanotaenia boesemani (Boeseman's rainbowfish)
Lineage: Eukaryota; Metazoa; Chordata; Actinopteri; Atheriniformes; Melanotaeniidae
Gene: smim13
Product: small integral membrane protein 13
Exons: 2
Coding region: 374-661 (95 amino acids)
Source: RefSeq, a predicted model, not a curated record
GUCUACCUCAUGACGCUGGUGUUGUGCUAACCCGGUUACAGCGCUGCUCCGUGUCGUCCAACGGCGUCAGAAAGUCCAUGUCGUAGUGAUGUAGCGCUAAGCAGAGGGACAUCAGCCUGCUGUGACCGGUUACCGCCCGUCCAUGUUCCUGUCCUCCGGCCUGAGGACCGUGUGUGAAGCCGCCGCGGCUCCGUUUUGUCCAACAGCUAAGCUAGCUUGCAGGCUAGCCCCUCGCUAGCUGGUGUGAGUCUGCAAUGUGCCGCAGUCUGUGUUUGUCGUCUCGGCAAGCUGUCUAACCCGCUGCCCGCCGGCUAACCCAGCCAGCCACCGAGCAGUGUUAACGGUGCAGGAGAGAGGACACACCGCCGCUGACAUGUGGCAGACCGUCGCCCUCGCGCUGCUGGUCUUGGUGGCCACGCUCGUCUGCGUGCUGCUCUUCACGCUGUUUGGUUGGUACGUGGUCUGGCAGCUCUUCCUGUCAAAGUUCAAGUUCCUGCGUGAGCUGAUCGGGGACGCCGGGACCCCGCAGGCCGAAACUCAACCGUCCCAAACCAAGAGCGAACGGCCGGCCAACACCACCACGUGGAACCGGAGCCGCACCGCACGCCAAAGACUCGCCUCUCCGGAGGCCGCUGAUCACAUGACACCCUCUUCUCGCUGAAGCCACACUACACCAUGAUUUGGACACUUUAGACAGCCUUCCUCCUCCUCGCCGGGACACUUUAAACUGACCAGGCAGAGCUCCUGGCUGGAAGGGAAAAGCCAUCAUCAUACGUUACUGUCCGCUGCUUCUGUUAGACGACCACGCUGCUUCCUGCCGACUCCCCGUCACCUUUCAGCAGUAGUCGGAGCCAAGAGAAAAUCUCCGUCAGGCUCUCGUUCUUUCUAACGUCAAACUGAGUGCAAUGAAAAGAAAGUCCUGAUGCUCGUCCUCGAGCCGAGCUUCGUUCCGCUUCCCACUUCUCCGUUUUUAUGGAUUUCUACCUAAAGAUGGAGGAGACGGAUUCAGGACAAAGACUGACGCUGUAGAGCGGUUCUCCGUGCCGCCCGCUGAACUGCUUCCACUGAUGGUCACAUGACCGGUUCUGUGUCCGGCCGAAGCCGACCCGGUCCAGUCUGCCACUUUUUAUCACCAUGCCUUCAGUGGAGCUUUAACUUCGAAUAAAUAACCUCAGAAA